AGGUGGACUCCUUUUUUUGCGGCUGUCCAAAACUGGUGUGUAUGUUUUUGACUAUUUCUCCAACCGUGUUUAUGUAAAUAUAACCCCAUAUAUCACUCCUUCAUUAACAGCACAGCACCGUCCAAGCAACCCUCUCCUCAGCAAGGAUAUGCUGGUUUGUUCUCUCAGAAAGAAUCCACCAUCUCCAUCAACCUCAGCAUUCCUUCCCCGUCGAUCCACCCCAGCUGUUCGGCCCGUGCUUCCCCGGCUCUUAUCGACUGAAUCCGCUCGGACGACGACCGCCAAACGCUCGGCGCCAUCGCCUUGGCUAUUCUUCGCGAUCUUCACUGCCGGCUGCUCUACGUUUGUUUAUAUCACCCACAAGCGCUCUCUGAACGACAGCGACCCACGUCUUCGGUCGAAAGCGCUCCCGAGCUUUGGCGGCGCACCCACCGUCGUACCCUCCGAUAGACCCGAAGCUUCUUCGACCAGGCAACAAGCCUAACCGUUCUCAUGGCGCCCGUCUUUGACAACAAGAAGACCACCGUCAUCUUCGUCCUUGGGGGGCCUGGGGCCGGAAAGGGAACCCAAUGCGCGCGACUGGUCGAUCAAUACUCCUUCGUACAUCUCUCCGCUGGGGAUCUCUUAAGAGCCGAACAAAAUCGUGAUGGGUCCACUUAUGGCUCAAUGAUCAAAGAUUACAUUCGUGAAGGCAAGAUCGUCCCCAUGCAAGUGACCAUCAAGUUGCUCGAAAACGCCAUCGGCGCUGCCGUCGCUCAAGGAAAAACUCGGUUCUUGGUCGAUGGAUUUCCGCGCCAAAUGGAUCAAGCUGUCAAGUUUGACGAAGAUGUCUGUCAAUCUUCGUUUGUCCUCUUCCUGACUUGCCCCGAAGAAACACUCCUGAAACGACUCUUAGAAAGAGGAAAGACGAGCGGCAGAGAAGAUGAUAACGAGGAGAGUAUCAAAAAACGAUUCCGUACUUUCAUCGAAACCUCAAUGCCUGUUGUUGACUACUACCAACAGAAACAGAAAGUAGUCAAGGUAAAUUCGGAUAAACCUAUUGAAGAAGUCUAUAAGGAAAUCCAAGACGCGAUCAAAUUGCAUCUCCCAGUUUUUUGAAUAACUCGACUCUUUUACUAUACACUUGAUUCAAAGCAAACAUCAUCACUUCUUCGAAGGUUGUAGAGACUUACCGACCUUUUCUUACGCAUCUUACACACCCCAGCUCUCUUGGAAUAAAUCCCUCUUCAGUCCCCAAAUCGACCCCACUUUUUUAGGUCGAGGUGUAUCGGCCUGGUUAUGUGCCUGUUCAAAUCAGUGUUUCAGUAAUCCACUUUUUACAGCAGUGAUCCUAUAUAUGUAGGAAUUCAAUCAAUUCACAUGAUCCAUAUGCCAUGCUCCUUAUUGCCACUCAUCUUGAUGUUAUGGCCAUUGAAUAGAACCUUCAAUGGCCUAACACAUGAUCAUCUGUGGCCUGUAACAUCUUUUGUUUGAAACACUAACACGAUCAAUCAUGAAAAUGUAAAUGAUAACGCAGCAAUUCUCCAGGCCUCUUCAAGGGGUUUCAUGUCUAAGUUCAUGUCAUCUAUUAAUCUUCAAGUUUC
Molecule: messenger RNA, 1583 nt
Organism: Puccinia graminis f. sp. tritici CRL 75-36-700-3
Lineage: Eukaryota; Fungi; Basidiomycota; Pucciniomycetes; Pucciniales; Pucciniaceae
Product: cytidylate kinase
Exons: 4
Coding region: 493-1098 (201 amino acids)
Biological process (GO): CDP biosynthetic process; 'de novo' pyrimidine nucleobase biosynthetic process; UDP biosynthetic process
Cellular component (GO): nucleus; cytoplasm
Molecular function (GO): UMP kinase activity; ATP binding
Source: RefSeq, a predicted model, not a curated record